UGGGAACCUCCGUCCGCCGCGGGUGCAGCCGUAAAAAAAAAUUCUCUGGAGAGUCAAGUGCAAUUCCAGCGUCUUUGCUUUGUAGAAUGACAAUGGUCCGACCGCCCGGGCUAGGGUGGGUGCGGAGCGGCCUUGGGCAAGGAAACUGCUUCGGGUCUGCCGAAGGGCACGGCCUUUGUUCCAGAAGUCGGCUGCAGCCCGGGCCUCUGCGGGAGGGGCAGGAGAGAUCCACUUCCACCUCGGCUCUCGCCGUUCCCGCCCUGGGAAGAGGCUGGGGCCUCCGAGACGUGCGCGUCUAGAAAGUGGAUUCCGCCGGAAGGAGAAGCCGGGAACCCGGACAUUUUACGGGCGGAGGGGGUCGAUCGGCGGCCCCGGUGCGCCAGACGCGCUCACGCCGGACCCGGAGAGCUGGGGGAGGCCUCGCAUCCGCUCGCGGAGGAGCCUGGCGAACAGGUUCUGCUGCCCCCGGGGAGGACUCGGAGGGGGGCGGGGGGCCGCGCUCGACGCCUGGACCGGGUGUCCCCGGCGUCCCCGGCGUCCCUCCCCAAGCCGCUGGGGCGUGGCGGCACUCGGCGCAUCCAGGUACAAGGGCGAACCAAGAAACUGGAAGGGAAGAGGGAGAGGUUGAUGGACCGGAACAUCUGGGUCCAGCGCUGCAUCUGGACGCUGGAUCUCCGCGGCCGCGGAGGGAUGUGGCUGCUGGGCAGCCAGGUGGGCGCUGCCCAGGGCUGGCCAGUGCCGGGCAGGAGGGGGCUGGGGCGCGGGUCUCGGGGUCCCGGAAGGGCAGGAGGUGGGCGCUGCCACCCUAGGGGGCGGAGCUGGGGGCUGGGCGCCAGGGAAGGGGUGGGGCUCCGCCUCCGACUCUCGGCCUGGCCCCGGAGGGGCGGAGGCUGAGAGUCACCCGACCGCGCCCCUUCUCCUACCUCCGCUUCCCGAGCCUUUGCAGCCAGUCGGGGGAGGCGGCGUGGAGGGGGAGGGCUGUGGGGCCUGGGAACCUGGAGUUCCGGGGGCCGCCGGAUGCGGGCUGCACUUACGACUGGGAAUCUGCCACCCGCCAGGAGCUCAGCCAUGUGGGUUCCCAGCCGCCGCCACCUCUGUCUGACCUUCCUGCUAGUCUGUGUUUUAGCAGCAAUUUUCUUCCUGAACGUCUAUCAAGACCUCUUUUACAAUGGCUUAGACCUGCUGGCCCUGUGUCCAGACCAUAAUGUGGUAUCAUCUCCCGUGGCCAUAUUCUGCCUGGCGGGCACGCCGGUACACCCCAACGCCUCCGAUUCCUGUCCCAAGCAUCCUGCCUCCCUCUCCGGGACCUGGACUAUUUACCCGGAUGGCCGGUUUGGGAACCAGAUGGGACAGUAUGCCACGCUGCUGGCCCUGGCGCAGCUCAACGGCCGCCAGGCCUUCAUCCAGCCUGCCAUGCACGCCGUCCUGGCCCCCGUGUUCCGCAUCACGCUGCCUGUCCUGGCGCCCGAGGUGGACAGGCACGCGCCUUGGCGGGAGCUGGAGCUUCACGACUGGAUGUCCGAGGAUUAUGCCCACUUGAAGGAGCCCUGGCUGAAGCUCACCGGCUUCCCCUGCUCCUGGACCUUCUUCCACCACCUCCGGGAGCAGAUCCGCAACGAGUUCACCCUGCAUGACCACCUUCGGCAAGAGGCCCAGGGGGUACUGAGUCAGUUCCGUCUUCCCCGCACAGGGGACCGCCCCAGCACCUUCGUGGGGGUCCACGUGCGCCGCGGGGACUAUCUGCGUGUGAUGCCCAAGCGCUGGAAGGGGGUGGUGGGUGAUGGCGCUUACCUCCAGCAGGCUAUGGACUGGUUCCGGGCCCGAUACGAAGCCCCCGUCUUUGUGGUCACCAGCAACGGCAUGGAGUGGUGCCGGAAGAACAUCGACACCUCCCGGGGAGACGUGAUCUUUGCUGGCGAUGGGCGGGAGGGCGCGCCCGCCAGGGACUUCGCGCUGCUGCUGCAGUGCAACCACACCAUCAUGACCAUUGGCACCUUCGGCUUCUGGGCCGCCUACCUGGCUGGUGGAGACACCAUCUACCUGGCUAACUUCACCCUGCCCACUUCCAGCUUCCUGAAGAUCUUUAAACCCGAGGCUGCCUUCCUGCCCGAGUGGGUGGGCAUUAAUGCAGACUUGUCUCCACUCCAGAUGUUGGCUGGGCCUUGAGCCAGCCAGGAGCCUUUCUGGAAUAGCCUCGGUUAACCCAGGGCCAGCGUUGUGGGUCUCUGGAAGCCCCAGUAGCUUCUGGAGAUGCUGGUGGUCCUGUAGCAGCUGGACACUUAUUUCAAGAGUGAUUCUAAUUGGCUGGACUCAGAGGAAACCCUGCGGAGGGGCUUGCUGCAAGGGUGGAACAUUCUAGAAACAGUGGAAGAGUUUUCAUGACGGCUGGCAAUGUCUGGAGACGCUUAGGCCCACCUGUUCUUCCCAGCCCGUGUCCAGAGUACUUCUAGAGGGCUGUCUGCCCCCUUCCCCAGGAAACUCCUUGCUCCAGUGUUGACUGUCUAGAAGAGAUAUUUCUCCUCCCCCUGGGGUGUCAGGACUGAAGAAACUCUUGGAGGUUGUGGGGCAAGCACUCACCAACCCCCCCCCCCCCCCGUUUCUCCAAGGGCUCUGGGGGAAGGUUUGCUCUAGAGAGGGUCAGUGGUAGGGUCUGUAAAGAACCCUGCUGGCCCCUUCCAGAGGGGAGGGGAUUCUGGAAUUCUCGAUAACCUCCGCCAAGAAGCCGAUGAGGGUACAACCAGAAGCUCACCACCUCACCACUGCUAGAAAGGUUGAUGGAAGACAAACUACCUGUGUAGCUGGGGUGGUUUGGGAGCAGGGCGGAACUUCCCCCAACCUUCCAUCCCCCAGAAAACCACAAACCACAGAUAUGCUAAAAUAUGGGAGGAGAAGGAAAAGGAUGGCUGCUGAAUGGUGCAGGUUAUGGAGCAAGGCUCUGCAGAAAUCUAGGGACACUUUUUUUUUUUUUAAGCCCCCAAACUGCCAACGGUAGGUAGGCGUGCAUAUGUUGGCUCUGUGUUCUUUUCCUCUCCCACUGAAGGAUAUUUCCUCCUUGGCAGCUGGGCUGCUGAGGCUGAUGGGGUCGAUUUACCAAACGCCACUUGGCAUAAGGGUGCCCAUUGCAGAGAUGCGCCCAUAUCGUGCCUCUUGCUAACCCCUAUCUGCCCCAAAUCCACACGACCAUGAAAUCUGGCUUUGGACAAGCCAGGAAUGGAAGGCUCUGAAGGUAUGUAGCCCAUGGCCUGGCCUCCAAGCCAGGCAGGAGCACAGGGUCUGGCCAAAGAGGAUGGGACACUUGACUCAGGUUUUAGGAUCCUCCUGAUGCGUUUUGAAGGGGUGAAGGCAGAUGCUUUUAUGAUAGAGUUGUCUGAGAAUCUAAGCCCUCUUCUAGUCUUCUCAGGGAAUUUGUGGGCACCGGUCCCUACUCAGUUGCCCUAGGUGGGAGAGAGGGAAGUAUGAAUUAAAAGUCCACAUCACCAA
Phacochoerus africanus (Common warthog) is the source of this 3480-nucleotide messenger RNA. It is a transcript of the gene FUT1, whose product is annotated as fucosyltransferase 1 (H blood group). Bases 1018 to 2166 code for a protein of 382 amino acids. Gene Ontology annotation, biological process: carbohydrate metabolic process. Gene Ontology annotation, cellular component: membrane. The transcript has 2 exons. Gene Ontology annotation, molecular function: galactoside 2-alpha-L-fucosyltransferase activity. The record is from RefSeq and is a predicted model, not a curated record. NCBI's taxonomy places the organism in Eukaryota, Metazoa, Chordata, Mammalia, Artiodactyla, Suidae.